UUGCACACAAAAAUCUGUGCAAGAGGGUUUUUGAUAAACCCUAUUUGUGGGAGCAAUGCAAAACGCAAAACCAGUCAUUAAGAGAGAACUCAAGCAUAACAGGUAAUUGGUUGCUGUAUCCAUAUCUCUUAUGUUACUUGUUCCCUUUGAGCUUUUUAUUUUCUCCGUGUUUUGGUGAGAAGAUAAAACUGGAAAUGGAACCAAGACUUUCGCUUUCUACGCCAAAUUACUCAGCAUCUCCCACCUUACCUUUUUCUCUCUCUUACAAGCCUCCUCUUCUUCAAAAACCCAAAAUUUCUGUCAAAUCCCAUACUUGCCUUCCAACAAUCCAGGCAACCAAAUCGCUGUUCAUGGGAAAAAAAUUGAUUUUGCAAGAGAAAUGUGGUCAUUUCGAUAAUAUAAGGAAACCAUGUGUCCCAGUUGAACCAAUACGAGCGGCUGUGAAGAGAAGGAAGGAGCUUCCUUUCGAUAACGUGAUUCAGAAGGACAAGAAAUUGAAAUUAGUACUGAAGAUAAGGAAGAUUUUAGUGAGUCAACCUGAUCGAAUUAUGUCGCUUAGGACAUUGGGUAGGUAUAGAAGGGAUCUGGGUCUCAAGAAAAAGCGUCGGUUUAUUGCUUUAUUGAAGAAGUUCCCAGCAGUGUUUGAAAUUGUAGAAGAAGGGGCCUAUUCAUUAAGAUUCAAAUUGACACCAGAAGCAGAAAAGCUUUACUUGGAAGAGCUGAAGGUUAGAAAUCAGAUGGAAGACAUAUUGGUUGUUAAGCUGAGGAAAUUGUUGAUGAUGUCCUUGGAGAAGCGUAUCUUGUUGGAGAAAAUUGCCCAUUUGAGGACUGAUCUAGGGCUUCCUAUAGAAUUUCGGGACACAAUUUGUCAUCGGUACCCUCAGUAUUUCCGAGUAGUUGCAACUGAACGUGGCCCUGCUUUAGAGUUAACUCACUGGGAUCCUAAGCUUGCAGUAUCAGCUGCUGAGUUGGCUGAGGAAGAAAACCGAGCUAGAGAGUUGGAAGAGAAGAAUUUGAUUAUAGACAGACCAGUUAAGUUCAAUAGAGUGAAGCUGCCCAAGGGUCUUAAUCUUUCAAAGGGUGAGAUGAGAAGGAUAUGUGAGUUCAGGGACUUGCCUUAUAUAUCUCCUUAUUCAGAUUUUUCAGGAUUAAGGUCUGGUACAAAAGAGAAGGAAAGGCAUGCUUGUGGGGUUGUCCACGAGAUUUUGAGCCUCACAGUCGAGAAGAGGACUCUUGUUGAUCACAUCACUCAUUUCCGGGAGGAGUUUAGAUUCUCUCAACAACUUAGGGGAAUGCUGAUUAGGCACCCUGAUUUGUUCUAUGUGUCUCUAAAAGGAGAUAGGGAUUCAGUCUUUCUCAGGGAAGCAUACCAAGAUUCUCAUUUGAUAGAUAAAGAUCCAUUAAUCCUUGUCAAAGAAAAGUUCCGUGCUCUUGUUUCUGUUCCAAGAUUCACAAGGAGGGUUACACCCAAGAAAGAUGAUGAGGAAGAAGUAACAGAUGAACUGAAAGAUUGGAGUGGUGAGGAGGGAGAAGAAUGGUCUGAUCUUGAUAGUUAUAUGAGUGGUGAUGGAUUUGAUGAUGAGGAGGAUGAGGAUGAUGACGAAGAGGAUGGUGAUGAUUGGAGUGAUGAAGAUGAUGAUACACCUCCUGAUUUUGAUGAAGAUGAUGAAACUUUGAAGAUUGGAUUGGCCAGUUCAAGUAAACAAGCAGAGAACUCUGCUAAGAAUGAAGACAAGGUGCCUGUUCCUGUGUUUCCUGAUGGUCAGCCAAGGGAGCGAUGGUAGAGCCAGUUUGGAGAUACUAACCCGGGAUUCGGUUAUCUGUCUCUUUGAUUGAAAUAGGUAUGCGAUCAUCUUGCCGUCUUAAUCCUUUGAUUAUCUUUAGCAAGGUUCUGGAAAGAUAGGGCCUGAACUUUAUACUUGCAAGUAUCCUGAAGUACGGAAUCAGAAAUUAACAGGCAUUAAUCUCAAAUACUGUCUCUCCUAGCGAUUAAUAGAUUUGUCCCCUAUAGUUGUUAAAAGCAAGAAAACAAAAACUUUAUGUGAACGAUAAGUUAUUGUAGUCUAUUCUCAAUCAACAUGUAGUACAUUUCUUUUUUAGUAUAAAUGAAACACCAUAAUCUCCUAGUGCAUUCAAGGGAA
Messenger RNA from Carica papaya (papaya), 2141 nucleotides. It is a transcript of the gene WTF1, whose product is annotated as Ubiquitin carboxyl-terminal hydrolase family protein. The record is from RefSeq and is a predicted model, not a curated record. Lineage: Eukaryota; Viridiplantae; Streptophyta; Magnoliopsida; Brassicales; Caricaceae. Gene Ontology annotation, molecular function: RNA binding.